UCCUGGAGAAGGCAGCGAAAGAAACAGCCCGUCGGGGAAGGGCUCCAAAGACGCAGCCAGGAGGAGGAGGAGCCCUGCGGGAGGGGGCGGGGCCAGGAGGCCAGCCCCAAACUCGGUUGCCUGCAGCCAACUCAGCUGCGACGCCUGCGAGAGAGAGGGAGAGGGAGGCAGAGAUUGAGAGGCGAGGAAUCCAGUCAGGGAGGCGAGGAGUGCGCGGACUCUGUGAGGAAGGGGCGGCCCAGCCACGCCGCUUGCGAGGCGAAGGGAGGAAAGCCCGCCGCAGCCACUGCGGAGAGGAGCCCCAGCCGCGGAUGGAGCCGUAGCCGAAGAAGCCCAUAAUAAUUGCCACCAGCAUGUUGGCGCUGUCUGGCAUAGCUACAAACAUGACUUGACAUCCUAAAAACUGCAUUCAUGGCCAUUGGGUGAUCUGGCCAAUCAUGGAGCUGAAGGUAUGGGUCGAUGGAGUCCAGCGGAUCGUUUGUGGGGUCACAGAAGUUACCACUUGUCAGGAAGUCGUGAUAGCUCUUGCUCAAGCUAUAGGUCGUACUGGACGGUAUACCUUAAUAGAGAAAUGGAGAGAUACAGAGAGACACCUGGCCCCUCAUGAAAAUCCAAUUAUUUCCUUGAAUAAGUGGGGACAAUAUGCAAGUGAUGUGCAACUGGUGUUACGGCGUACUGGGCCAUCCCUCAGCGAAAGGCCAACUUCGGACAGUGUCGCUCGAAUACCGGAGAGAACUUUGUAUCGUCAGAGCUUGCCUCCAUUAGCCAAGCUAAGACCGCAAAAUGACAAGUCCAUAAAGCGGCGGGAACCAAAAAGGAAAUCUUUGACUUUCACAGGAGGAGCAAAAGGAUUGAUGGACAUUUUUGGAAAAGGAAAAGAUUCUGAAUUCAAGCAGAAAGUUCUGCACUGCAAAGCGACCGUUGAUGAGUUAAAGAAACUGAUCCAUCUCCAGACGGAGAAGCUCCAGUCUAUUGAAAAACAGCUGGAUUCAAACGAUGCUGAAAUUAAAUAUUGGGAGCAAAGAUUCAGUUACAGCUUGGAAGACGAAAUUGUCAGGCUAGAGCAGAAGAUCAAAAGGAACGAGGUGGAAAUUGAGGAGGAGGAAUUCUGGGAAAAUGAGCUCCAGAUUGAGCAGGAAAAUGAGAAGCAACUGAAAGAGCAGCUCCUAGAGAUCAGGCAAAGGAUUUUGGAUUGUGAAAACAAACUGAAGGAGUAUGUGGCCCGGAUCCGUGGCAUGGAAAGUGGGCUCGAGGCUGAAAAGUUACAUCGAGAAGUAGAGGAGUCCAAAGUCAAUGAAGAAGAAGUCAAAGAGAAGAUAGAAAAAGUCAGGGGGGAAAUUGAUAUUCAGGGGCAGCAAAGUCUGAGGCUGGAAAAUGGGACUAAAGCAAUUGAGAGAUCUUUGGGCCAGGCCACCAAACGGUUACAGGAGAAGGAACAGGAACUCGAGCAGCUGACAAAAGAGCUGCGGCAAGUCAAUCUCCAGCAGUUUAUCCAACAAACAGGGACAAAGGUGACUGUGCUGCCUGCAGAACCGACAGAAUUGGAGGCUUCACAUACAGAGAUUGAGAUGGAAACAACAUUUCAGACCGGGUCCCUGAAACGCCCUAGUUCAAGACAGCUGCCCAGCAAUCUUCGGAUCUUGCAGAAUCCACUGUCCUCUGGUUUCAACCCAGAGGGCAUUUAUGUAUAACAGUAUAUACCUCUUCUGGAGAGGACCUAUGAAGGUACCAAGGACCUCCUUUUGCAUCUAUUCUCCCAGUGAAGGGAGGGAAAGAACUUCCUUUCUGAAUCCACCAAGUGUUGGUAUUUUCUUUUUUUUUAUGAGAUCAGCAACCAGCUUUGAUUCCUGCCUCCUGUACUGGUAAUAUGAAGAACUGAAGGAACCGUCAAGGCACACUUUAGCAAUGUUGCAAUUGCUGCCAAACAGCUAUGGUGCAGAUAGCUUCAUUUUUUAAAUGUGAUUUCUGAAGAAUUUGGAGAAGUAUUAUUCUGUAGCUGGCUGAAAUGACUGACUAGAGUGCAAGAAACUGUGUGGAAAUGAUUUCGAGUUUAAUUUAUUCAAUUUAAUCCGUGGAUGUAUGAAUGUUGACAUGUAAAAUUGUACCUAUCCUUCUUGCCUACGAGCGGGACUACAUGUUAAGCCUAGCCAGGGCUACUGUCUCAAACAGCACCCUUUGGUAGGUACUCCUUCUCUCCAUCCUCACGUGAAGAAUUGUGCAAUGUCCUAAUGUGAUCCCAUUGAGAAUGUACCACCUCUUUCUACCGUCAGUUGCAAUUCCCUGCCAGCAAUCUCCACGUGAUUCAGUCACAACAUGAGUAAAACUAUACUAGCUCGACUAGGGAGUAAGGAGAACUCCACAUAGAUACCAGUUUCAGUGGUUAUCCUGUGUUGGGCUUAAUUUGUAAUUCUCCCUUAAAGCAAGGUCAUAUAUGAAGAGAAGUAUGGGUAUGCACAUGGAUACAAGUGUAGGUAUGUGAGAGAGAAAGAGAGAGAGAGAAUGGGCAUGUGCAUGAGUGAGUAUGAGCACAGAAACACCAAGAUCAUCACAACAAUGGUUCGUAGUUACAAAGUUUGUUAAGGAUGAAUGUUGCAGAAUCUUUAAAACAAUCCGUUGAUAUUUUUGUUCUGUUACAAGUUACAUUGUGUUACAGCCAUUGCAGGAUUUUUACAAUCAGUGGCUUUCCCCAUCAAAGGUCUGCUGGGACUUAAUCCUCACUUGGUAAGGAUGUGUUUAGUAUUUGAUAGAGAAGCGUUUAGUUAAACAGCAUUUUAUUAUAUGAAAUUUAUAUUUGAGAUAUUUUGUCACAAUAAAUAUGCUUAUCAAGGAACAAAACACUAUAUCUUCAGUCAAGUGUCUUGCCAAAGGAGUUCAUCACUGACUUUUGGGUUUUCUCUAGCAGGUUUCUAUUUUUUCCCUUCACUUGAUAGCAUUCUUGUAUUGUAGUCAGCUUUUCCAAUAAAGACACAGCCGUUCAGUUUAAUGCUGACUUGUACUACUUGUGACUCACUAAGCCAAACACAACCUUCAAGCCAUAUCUGGUGGCCUGCCAGCACUUGACAGCUGCCCUCUUAUUGUAGUAUCAAGCAAAAGUAAAAAGUUGUCAAAACAGUUGGUGGCUUUUGCCACAUGCAAAUGGUGACACGUGUGCACCUUUAGCCCAUCCAAACAUGUGCAGGUCCAGUCCAAUGACUCACUCACAGCACAGAAGAGUAUUCCAUUUUUUAAAACUUAUGUAAAUGUUUGAAAGAUUGUUUCUGAUCAAUGUGUUAUGCAAAAUGGUCUGAGGAAAUUGUUCCAUUAUUAAAAUAAGGGAGCUGAGUUCAUUUAUAAAAUGACUUCGUUCACUAAAUGCAACCCCAAAUAAUAAGAGUAGAUUUAGAGAAGAUUGCAUGCCCCAGAGACAUAGGAUUAAGCGCAUGAGUCAUUCUUCAUGACAAGAUUUAAUUAGGAAAUUUGGGUCUCUGAAUAUUUGACUGACAUGUCUAAAAUUGUGAAGAGCGCAAUGAUAUCUCAAGAAAUUAGAAGUUUCCUACCAGAAUCCACGUCUUGUCUGUAAUAUUUCAAUUUUCCUGUGCAAGAGCUAUUAACCAUCAGAUAUAUUGUGGGCCUUUUGAUUUCAGAGAGGUGAUGUAUGGGCAUUUGGUGGCAUCAUUGUAGAGUUUGGUCCUGCAAGCAACUUAGCAUUCACUUGCUCAAAUUAGAAAUAAUAAUCAAUUUUGAGACAGAGGCCAGUUCAUCUAAAUACCCACAAUUGGUGACCAGUGAAUUACAUGCAGAUUAUGUCGUAAAGUCCCUAUUAGAAUGGACUGGUUGAUUUACUAAUUUCCCAUUUCUUUUAUGGGUAUUUUCUAGCUGGGAUUAACAAAGGGAUUUGGGCCUGUAAAAUAAAACUGUCAGGAUUAUAGGUUGGGUAGCUCUUCUUGAAUACAGUCAAUGGAUAUAUCGCAUUUUUAAGGCAAGAAAAUUACACUGGCAAAUACAUUGAAUUUAGGGAUAAAUAAAUAUCAAUCAUGCUAGGAACUCUUCCUUCCAAAUUUAACCUAAUGUCCUCUUUUUCAAAUCUGUGUAUGCCUUGGAAUAAUAAUAGAGAAUGCAAGAAUAAUAACAGGUUACAAUGCAUAGUUUCCAUUUUAAUUCUCACUGAAAUAGAAGUGUAGCAUGUGGUUCAAUACUUACAUGCCGUAUGUUUCAAUGAGAUUUCAGUUACAGAUUAUGGCCAUGGGCCAAAAAUAAACAAAUCAACACAGUCCAGAUUCAGGUUUCAGGUUUUCUGAUCUGAGUGCUUCAUUGAUUUGCAGGAUCAAGUUCUUUCAGCAGGGAGUUGUCAGGAGGCUAUAUACAGAUAUCUAAAUACCCAUUUAUUCACAAAGCAAGCGCUUACAUGGGCAAGGAUUUUUAUUUUUUAAAAUAAGAGUAUAGAACCCCUCAUUUACUUACUGUAUGUGCAGAUUCAAAUUGAAAUCCAGCUUCCACUAUAAUUGAACAAUCAUCCUCAUUCACAGCGGUAAAUAUGAGUAAGAUUCCGCUCCAAGCUGAAAGAAAUUGUAAAAUACAUGUAAACAUUUUCUUUCUAAAAACAUUACUUUGCAAGUGAGCCUCAGUGCGGCUCCUUCCCCAGCCUCUUAGCCAUGUUAGCUGUGGAUGAUGGGAGAUGUAGUGUCAUCAUCUUGAGGGUAGGUUCUCACAAGUCAGAGAAGCUGAUCUGGCAUCAUUUUUAUUUGGAGUGUUCCAAAAAUAACUAGCCAGGUAUGGAAACGCACCUGUUCCUGUGCAGGAUGAUACCUAAAUUAUUGACUGUAUCUGUUUUUCUGAUAAAAAAAAUACAUUUUAUUUUUGUAAAGUUUUGAUCGGUGUUUGCAUAUGGCAGCAGAUGAAUUUUGUAACAUAGCAGUGGCAGCACUGAUACUGGAAAAAAAUUGAAAACAAAUGAGCAUUAAGGCCUUUUAAGGCAUUUGUGAGGCUUGCAUGUUCGCCACAUGCAUAGCUGAAAAGUGCCCACCAGUAAGUCCUGUUCUCUCACCUUCUUUUUGCCACUGGGAGUAGGCUGGGUUCAGGAAACACUCCUCAGGAAGCCUCAAUGUGGCCUUCUGAACUUUGCUUCCAAACAUUGCAUUUUAAACACUCUAUUACACUGGGGGAUGAAGGAAUGUUUGAGCAAUGCGCUUUCUAUUGUAAAAAAACGAGGGGUGGAAUAUUAGGCAAAGUUUUUGGGUUUUUUGCUUCCACGUUCAACUGCUCAACUCUCUGUGAGCAUGGCUUCAUCUUGAGACUCUGUCUCAUCAAGAUUGGGAUGACCUCAGUCCACAAACAUGCCCUUCAAUAGAUAUCUUCUUUGUGAAUAUGAAUAAAUGGGUCUUCAGAGAAGCUUGUCCUGAGACUUUUUGCUUUUUGUUUAAUGAUACUCCCUACAUUAAGCCUGGAAAAUGUAUGUCUUUCCCGAUGCUGUUGGGCUGCAUCUUUCCGAAAUGGAACAUAGCAAAGGAGUAUUUUGGGGAGUUGUAGUCCAACAGCCUCCGGUUUCCCACCUUUGCCCUACCUCACCUUUCCCCAAGCUGAUGCCCAGCAGAUAUGUUGGACAACAAUGCCAGUGACAUAGUGGCUAGUGAUAUUGGUUAUCCAGCAGCAUCUGAAGAGCAUGGGCUUGAGAAAAACCAGCCUAUAUCAUGUGAGCCAUUCAACAGGAUUUUUUGAAAGGCUGCAUUGCCUGCAGCUACAAUACCAGAGAGAUGGUUCUCCAAACAUGUCAGUUUACACAGUAGAGAUGAAGUUUGCAUGCCAUCCCUCUCUAUGUAGAGAACUUCGAAUGAGAAUGAGGAAUAUAAGCACACAAUUGCUAGUUAAAGCUGACCUGUUGGUGUUCACCCUUCCAACUCCUCUAGUUCAUUGAAUGGACAUGCCAGGAAACAAGAAACGGUGGUACAGGAGGAGGAGGAAAACCCUGAAUGUGAAUCAAUUCCAAGUGAAAGUUGCUCGCAAUUUAAUGUUAUAUCAAGGGUGAGGGACCUUUGACUCUAGAUCAGAGAAGAUGUAUUGCUUUAGGAUUUUAAUUCCCUUUGGCCAACAGUACAGGAUUGUAGGAGUUGCCUUUCCCCAAACAUUUGGAAAGCCAAAGGUCCUUUGCCUUUCAUUUCUUUUGAAGAUGUGGUUGCACAGGUACAAAGCAUUUGCAUGUCUUAAAAUAUAUGCAAUGUUUAAGAGAAGAAUAAAUAUGUAGGUGACUUGAAGACAAGAUCUGUGAGCUUGAUGAAUGUUCACUGUUCAUCAAUGUGCUCAACAAGAUAAUUUGGCAUCUCACUUUUGCAUUUGCAUGAAGGACAGUAGUAUCUUUCAAGAGGACGGGGGUUCUCUUAGUAUGCAUUAAGAAACAGUUUGGUUUGCAGCUUGAAGCCCUAUUAUUGCACAUUGGGUAGUCAAGAGAGUAAUUCCUAUUUUUUCCCCAGAAUGCUCAAAGAGGUAGACAAAUCCCCAGUGUACUUGACCUUAUGUGAAUUGGGCCUUAAUUAUCCAUGUAAAUAGCAAAAAAAAAUGUAUUCUGAUUUAUUUUCCGUUAUUGAAUAAUCCUGUGCUAUAUAUUUUUAAAGUGUCAAAAUGUUACUUUUAUAAUCCAGCUUUUUUUUUAGACCAUUGAUUCAUGCACGCUUAUCCUAUUUGUUACAGUAUUCUAAUGUUUUGAAUGAAGGCCAUCAACUGUAUGGAGAUGACAAAACAGUUUUAUUUAUUCAGUAUUUUUUCCUGCUGCUUUAUUUUUUUCAAAUAAAGUUUCCAUUGCUAAUAUA
Anolis carolinensis (green anole) is the source of this 6779-nucleotide messenger RNA. RefSeq names its product Ras association domain family member 8 (gene rassf8). Gene Ontology annotation, biological process: signal transduction. Bases 438 to 1691 code for a protein of 417 amino acids. The transcript is spliced from 5 exons. NCBI's taxonomy places the organism in Eukaryota, Metazoa, Chordata, Lepidosauria, Squamata, Anolidae. The record is from RefSeq and is a predicted model, not a curated record.